UUAUUCAGCUCUGGAAAACAUUGCUGGAGGACGAGAGCAACAAUGUGGAUUCUCCAGAUUACAGCUCUUACGAUAUCUAUUGCUUUGCACACCCUGGCACAAGUACCCGAUCACAAUGACAAGUGUGCAGAGGGGAGCUGUUACCCUGCUACAGGUGAUUUGCUGAUAGGAAGAGCACAUCGGCUUGCAGCCUCCUCCACCUGUGGACUGGAUGGACCAGAUAGAUUCUGCAUUGUCAGCCAUUUGCAGGAUGAAACAGACUGUUUUGAAUGCGAUUCCCGGCGCAUGUACAAUGAGUUCACCAACCCCAACAGCCACACCAUUGAGAACGUGGUGACAACUUUCGCUCCCAACCGCCUCAAAACCUGGUGGCAGUCCGAGAACGGAGUUGAAAAUGUGACCAUUCAGCUGGAUUUGGAAGCCGAAUUCCACUUCACACACCUCAUCAUGACCUUUAAGACCUUUCGGCCGGCAGCCAUGCUGAUCGAGCGUUCCGCAGAUUAUGGGCGAAGCUGGCAGGUGUACCGUUACUAUGCUUUCCACUGUACUGAAUCCUAUCCGCACGUCCCUCAGGGGCCAAUCAGAAAAGUGGAUGAUGUAAUUUGUGACAGCCGCUAUUCAGGCAUUGAGCCUUCAACGGAAGGAGAGGUCAUUUUUAGGGCACUUGAUCCUGCAUUUAAGAUCCCUGACCCUUACAGCCCACGCAUUCAGAACUUGCUGAAGAUUACAAACUUGCGCAUACGGAUGGAAAAGUUGCACACUCUAGGUGAUGAUCUGUUUGAUGACCGAGAGGGGGUGAAAAAGAAAUACUAUUACACUCUCUAUGAUAUGGUCGUCCGUGGCAACUGUUUCUGCUAUGGCCACGCCUCCAAGUGUGCACCGGUCGGCAAUGAGGCAGGGGUCGAGGGCAUGGUUCAUGGUCAUUGCAUGUGCAAUCACCACACUACUGGACUGAACUGUGAAGAGUGUGAGGACUUUUACCAAGAUCUGCCCUGGAGACCAGCAGUGGGUCGAGAGACAAAUGCAUGCAAGAGAUGUGAGUGUAACCAUCACUCGUAUUCCUGUCAUUUUGACAUGGCGGUGUAUCUGUCAUCGGGAAAUAGGAGUGGAGGAGUGUGUGAUGACUGUCAGUACAACACAGAGGGCCAAUGGUGUGAGAACUGCAAACCCUUUUACUACAGGCACCCUGGCAGAAACAUCAGAGACCCCAGGAUCUGCGAGCCCUGUGAUUGUGACCCACGUGGUUCUCUGAACGGAGGCUUAUGUGACAGCGCUACAGAUGUUCUGAGAAAUAUGAUUGCCGGACAGUGUCAUUGCAAAGCUAAUGUGGAGGGACAACGUUGUGACCACUGUAAAAAGGGACAUUAUGGCCUCAGUGACGACCCAUUAGGCUGUCGGUCAUGCAGCUGUAAUUCUCUAGGCACACUCCCAGCAGGAAGUCCCUGUGAUAUACAGACAGGAAGCUGUUACUGCAAACGUCUUGUGACUGGACGAAAUUGUGACCAGUGCCUGCCGCAGCACUGGGGUCUCAAUAAUGAUAUGGAUGGCUGCAGACCAUGUGACUGUGACGUAGGUGGGGCUUUGAAUAAUAAUUGUUCUCGGGAGACAGGACAGUGUGCUUGUAAGAAGCAUAUGUUUGGUAGGCGAUGUGACCAAGUGCAUUCUGGGUACUACUUUGCGGCACUGGACCACUAUAUUUACGAAGCCGAGGAUGCUUCCUUUGGAGCGCGGCCCAGAGGCACUUACCCAGCAGCACCCUGCACUUCUACAUACAACGAUGAGCAGACCGUCUCACUGCACCCUGGAUCCAGAUAUGCAGUUCUGCCUGGCCCAGUGUGUUUGGAGAAGGGUCAGAAUUACACAGCGAAAAUUAGCUUCCCACAGUACUCAUCAUACAGCUAUCACUCUUCUCCUCACACACUUGUUGAUUCAAUAGUGCUUUUGCCAGAGGUGCAAGACCUGGAUCUAUUUUCUGGCGGACCCCAGCAGCGGGAGGACUGGGACAUGUUCCAGAAGUACAGAUGUAUGGAACGCAGCCAGAGUGUUAUUAAAAUCCCCCUAAUGGAUAUUUGCAGAGAUUACAUCUUCAGUGUGUCAGCACUACUACACAAUGGAGCUCUGGAGUGUAAGUGUGACCCCCAAGGUUCUCUGAGCACAGUGUGUGACAAUAUCGGUGGGCAGUGUCAGUGUCGACCCAACGUUUUAGGAAGGAACUGCGACACCUGUACCCCGGCCACCUACCUGUUUGGACCCUCGGGAUGUAGACCAUGUGACUGUAACCCACUGGGCUCUCAGAACCUAUUCUGCCACCCCACCACGGGCCAGUGUUUAUGCGUGUCAGGGGCAUAUGGGCAGCAAUGUGGCAACUGUAAGCCCAACCAUUGGGGCUUCCCUCAAUGCCAGCCCUGCUUCUGUAAUGGGAACAGUGAACAGUGCCACCCAGUUACGGGAGAGUGUCUGAACUGCAGGGGUCACACCACAGGCCACAACUGUGAGAGGUGUGAAAGUGGUUAUCACCGUAACACGCUGCUGGGCUCCAGUGAGCCGUGUCGCCCUUGUAUGUGUCCUGACGGACCUGGAAGUGGAAUGCAGUUCGCUGAAAGCUGUUACCAAAAUCCCAACUCUCUCCAAAUGGUGUGUGUCUGCAGCUCAGGCUACAAAGGACCAAAGUGUGAGGAAUGUGCCUCUGGUUACUAUGGUAACCCUCAGGUCCCAGUAGGGCGGUGCCAUCCGUGUCAGUGUAACAGAAAUAUUAACAUGCAGGACCCUGAAUCAUGUGACGCCCGCACUGGUGCCUGUCUCAAAUGCCUGUUUCACACCGAUGGCAAUGCGUGCCAGUACUGCAGUCGUGGUUAUUAUGGAGAUGCCCAUACUCAGAACUGCAGGAGAUGCAUGUGCCAUCUCGUGGGAAGUUCCAAGCAAAGAUGUGUUGACGGCUUGUGUGAGUGUGACAGGGUUAGCGGCCAGUGCCCAUGUCUACCCGGCGUGGUGGGUCAGCACUGUGACCGCUGUGCCCCCAACACAUGGAACAUCAACAGUGGCAAAGGAUGCCAACCUUGCCAGUGCCACCCCGAACAUUCUUACACAUCCUCCUGUGAUCUGCUGACCGGUCAGUGUUCCUGUAAGCCUGGGUUUGGAGGCAGGACGUGUGAGGAGUGCAGGGAACUGUUCUGGGGGAAUCCUGAGGUCCAGUGCCAUGACCAGGCCAAUGAGACAGCAUCACUCCUGAGAAAGUCUAUGGACCGAUCUGUAACAGAUCUGGAGAAGGUAUCUGCUGACCAUCAGCAGGCCGUGGAGAACCUAAAAAGCCUGACGGAGGAGGCCCAAAACCUACAAGAGAUCUCCUCUGACAAACAGCAGCAGGUUCUGAAUAUUAAACAUUCAGACCCCAGAGGUGCGGCGGACAGCGUCAAAGAGUAUUACAGGGAAUCUGGCGAGGCCGAGUUUCGUGUCAAUCAAGCUGUCUCUGACCCAGAAAGUACAGUUAAAGAGUCUGCCCAGAUACGGAAAGCUGCAGAGGCCAAAUUAGACAGCACAGAGAAAGAAUUUAACCUGAAACAUCAGCUGCAUUUACAAAGGCUGGACAAAAUUGGAUCUGAACUGGACUCCGCAGACCUUUCACGACUAAGCCAUCAGGUGUGUGGAGGGGCGUCAGGUCUAGAUGGUUGCGGUAACUGUGGUGGUCUGGGAUGUGUGAGCGAGGAUGGCACGUCCCAGUGUGGUGGGGGAGGAUGUGAGACCAUUAUGACACGAUCCCAAAAGGCCUUGAACGAAGCCAAAAACUCAGACCAAGAGGUCCUGCAUGCUUUAAGAGAAGUAAACGAGCUAAACAAGAUGGUGUCAGAUGCUCGAGGACGUGCGGAUGAGGCCAAGCUCAAUGCUCAGGAUGUGUUACUGAGAGCCAAUCAGAGCAAAGCACGAGUGGAGCAGACCAAUGAGGAGCUCAGAGACCUCAUUCAGCAAAUACGAGACUUCCUCACAAACGAAACUGAUCCGAAGCGUAUAGAGGAAGUAGCUGAUGAGGUGAUGAAACUGAGUUUGCCAGUGUCGCCCGGUGCACUAAAGAACGUGACCACAGAGAUCCACCAACAUGUGGUCAGACUGACCCAUGUGGAGGAUAUUCUGACCCAGACGGCAGAGAAUGCGCAUACUGCAGAAAGACUCCUGCAAGAAGCACAGGCUGCCAAUGAGACAGCUACAGCACUGAAACAGGCCACUGAUGAGGCGAAGGAAACUCUAGAGGACACUGAGCGCGCUCAGACUGCUGCCGGCGGAAAACUGAAAGAGGCUGAGAGAGACGUGAACCAAACAAAACAACAAAUCACUGAUGUACAAUCAAAAACCGAAGCGACUGAGUUCAAACUAAGUAGCAGCACAGGAAGGUUUCUGGAUCUUGAGAGAGAGGUUGACAAAAUCCAACGGAAAACUCUAGAAACAUCCAGCAGUGCAGAUGAAGCUCAGAGACAAACUGAGUACAUCACAACAGAAAUUGGCCACACAGAACGGGAGAUUGACUCACUCGUGGAACCUAAGUACCAACUGGCCAGUGGUCUGAUAGAUCAAAAGGCAGCAGGUGUGGUUGAUGCACGUCAGAAGGCCGAGAAACUACGUCAGGAGGCAAAAUAUCUAUUAAUAGAUGCCACAAGCAAACUGCAGAGACUGAGAGAGCUGGAGAGAUCAUUUGAGGAAAAUCAGCACAUUCUGGUGGAGAAAGCUCAGGAGCUGGAUGGACUGGAGAAGGAGGCCAGAGAUGUACUGCAAGAACUCAGUCAGAAAAUCACCAUCUACAGCACCUGCGCUUAACUACCAAGAACUAAUAAAUAAAAUAAUACGCUCAGAUUAUAAUCAGUUGUAUAUUAUCAAAAACAUGUUGCCUGAAUCCAAUUCAAGGUAUCACAUUGAAAAAGCAAUGCAAGAUUUUACUAUGACCCUUCAAUGUAUAGCUAUAUAUUUUUGUCUUUUCUAUGAAACUAUGAAAAAACUCAUCCAGUGUAUUGUGUCCGAUAUGAAGAAUAUUGCAGUGUGCAAUUACCGCAAUAAUACUCGACAAACAUUCCUCUGGGCGGAAUAAGAGGAAGCCCCAUCCAUUGUGAACAGCAAAUCAGUUUGGCUUUGCUUGAUAAAACUGAUGGUGACAAAUGAAAUGCCAAAAUAAAAAUUUGAUAAAAACUGUGGAAACAGCAAAAUGAUGAAAACAACUAUUGUACGAUGUUUAUUAAACAUUUAAACGCAUUAACUGAUAAUACAAUAAUCAUUUAAUAAUAAUAAAG
This is a messenger RNA of Sinocyclocheilus grahami, 5270 nucleotides long. RefSeq names its product laminin, beta 1b (gene lamb1b). Gene Ontology annotation, biological process: tissue development; animal organ morphogenesis. Lineage: Eukaryota; Metazoa; Chordata; Actinopteri; Cypriniformes; Cyprinidae. The record is from RefSeq and is a predicted model, not a curated record. Bases 43 to 4803 code for a protein of 1586 amino acids. The transcript has 33 exons.